Exaiptasia diaphana is the source of this 1077-nucleotide messenger RNA. RefSeq lists its product as uncharacterized. The transcript has a single exon. Lineage: Eukaryota; Metazoa; Cnidaria; Anthozoa; Actiniaria; Aiptasiidae. The record is from RefSeq and is a predicted model, not a curated record. Bases 1 to 1077 code for a protein of 358 amino acids.
AUGGGAUCUCCCCUUGGACCACUCCUGGCUAAUGUCUUUAUGUGUUCAAUUGAGGAACAACUCGAACAUGACGGAAAUAUGCCAUCUUAUUAUAAAAGAUACGUGGAUGAUAMCCUUACGAUUAUGCCCGACGUUAACUCAGCAAAUGAUUUCCUCAAAUUACUUAACGAACGCUAUAAGCCUUUGGAAUUUACCAUCGAGUUUGAAAAUCAGCAUGUUCUACCGUUCGUCGGAAUGCAACUGGUCAAUACAGCCAACAAGAUCGCGACCGAAGUUUAUAUCAAGCCCACCAACACUGGGUUAUUGCUGCAUUAUGAUAGUCAUGUGGAUGCGCGAUAUAAACAUUGCCUACUGAACACAAUGCUUGAUCGGGYGUGGCGCUUGUCGUCUUCGAAKGAAUCAUUCUCCCAAGAGUGCUGUCGUCUGGAAGAUGUGUUUACCAAACUGCACUACCCGGAAAACCUAAUUUUUAGUACCAUSAAGAAGUUCGUCUUAAGGAAGGAAUCUCCUAUUAACAUGGACACUAGCUCUAAGACACCKGAGAAAGUUGCKCGCAUCGUUCUACCUUUCAAGGAACAGAAAACGGCUGACWUGGUUAAAYGCCGCCUGAAAGACCUCGGUAAUAAAAUUAAUAUCGCUCUACAACCCGUUUUUACCAGCCGUAAACUUGGAGACGAAUUGAAAUAUUGCGAAAAGAAACCAACUUUAGUCAACAGGCAACGUGUUGUGUACGAAUUCAAAUGUGGCUUUUGUGAUGRGAGCUAUGUGGGRUAUACCCUCAGACAUCUACACGAAUGCUGUGAUGAACAUCGCAAUGACUCCUCAAGUAUAAAGAAACUCUUUAUACGCAAACACCAAUCUUUACCGGAUGACAUUAACGUCUUUUUCAAGAUCUUAAGGAAAUGCCAAACGAAGUUUGAUUKCCUUGUUUUUGAAAUGCUCUAUAUUAAAGAGAAAAGACCUUCAAUUAAUGUUCAGAGCGACUCUAUAAAAGCUAAAGUAUUUACCUACAAUCGUGGACAUAAAUACUUGCCAAUUUUUCGCUGGAGCAUUAAAAAUACUGUAUCGUGUGCAUAA